Molecule: messenger RNA, 1892 nt
Organism: Camelina sativa (false flax)
Lineage: Eukaryota; Viridiplantae; Streptophyta; Magnoliopsida; Brassicales; Brassicaceae
Product: ARF guanine-nucleotide exchange factor GNOM
Biological process (GO): regulation of ARF protein signal transduction
Molecular function (GO): guanyl-nucleotide exchange factor activity
Source: RefSeq, a predicted model, not a curated record
UGUUUUUUUUUUCUUUUCGGCUUUCUCUCUUCGCCUUUGCUCCCUCCCCGAGAUUUUCCGAUCGUGCUUUCCUCAAAAGCAUUUCUGUUUCUCGUCGUCGGAGCCCGGCGAGAGAUCUCUGAAUCGCUGGAGGAAACAAAAUGAUCGAGUUUGGCCUCUCUCUGUGAAGGGUAUAUAUAUCCUCUGGCUGUAUCCACCUUACAUUCUGCCAGGAAGAUCGUAAGCAUCGAAGGGCCUUGGGCUCUGGCUGAAGCAUCAGAACAGAUUAAAUGGGUCGCCUAAAGUUGCAUUCUGGAAUUAAGUCCAUUGAGGAAGAGCCUGAGGAUUUUGAGAGUACUGAGUCAAGCAAUACAACCACUUUAGCAUGCAUGAUUGAUACGGAAAUUGCUGCUGUUUUAGCGGUCAUGAGAAGAAAUGUAAGAUGGGGAGGUCGAUACAUGUCUGGUGAUGAUCAACUAGAACACUCGUUGAUUCAGUCACUUAAAGCUCUUAGAAAACAGGUGUUCUCUUGGAACCAGCCAUGGCAUACGAUUAGUCCCAUGUUGUAUCUUCAGCCCUUUCUUGAUGUGAUACGGUCGGAUGAAACUGGCGCACCAAUAACCAGCAUUGCUUUGUCAUCAGUUUACAAGAUCUUAAAUCUGAAUGUAAUCGAUCAAAAUACUGCAAAUAUUGAAGACGCAAUGCACUUGGUGGUUGAUUCUGUGACAAGCUGCCGAUUUGAGGUGACAGAUCCUGCAUCAGAAGAGGUUGUUCUAAUGAAGAUACUGCAGGUUCUUCUGGCAUGCAUGAAAAAUAAAGCAUCAGUUAUGCUAAGCAAUCAGCAUGUAUGCACUGUCGUCAAUACUUGUUUUCGUGUUGUCCACCAAGCAGGAAUGAAAGGUGAGUUAUUGCAACGUGUAGCUCGCCACACCAUGCAUGAAUUAGUAAGGUGUAUCUUCGCCCAUCUCCCAGAUGUUGACAGAACAGAAAAUACACUAGUCAACAGAGCUGGAAGCAUCAAACAAGAGAAAGCUGGAGUAGACAACGAUUAUGCCAUUGUGAGUAAACCAGUCGAGGAUGGAAAUGGUAAUUCCGAGUAUGACAAUGAAAAUUCUGUGGCAACUUUUGCAUCUGGUGCUCAAAGUUUGAUGGAUGAUGGACCAGUUGGGCCUGGGAGCAGAAAGGCGGCUUCUCCAUAUGAUUUGCAUAUAAUGACAGAGCCAUACGGAGUUCCAAGUAUGGUGGAAAUAUUUCACUUUUUAUGCUCUUUGCUAAAUGUGGUUGAACAUGUUGGGAUGGGCUCCCGAUCAAACACCAUAGCAUUUGAUGAAGAUGUGCCUCUGUUUGCGUUGAAUUUGAUAAACUCAGCCAUUGAACUUGGUGGAUCGUCAAUUCGCCAUCACCCAAGACUGUUAAGCUUAAUUCAAGAUGAGUUAUUUCGUAACUUGAUGCAAUUCGGCUUGUCAAUGAGCCCCCUUAUUCUUUCGAUGGUUUGCAGCAUUGUGCUCAAUUUGUAUCAACAUCUACGUACCGAACUCAAAUUGCAGCUUGAGGCAUUCUUUUCCUGUGUGAUUCUAAGGCUUGCUCAAGGAAAAUAUGGGCCCUCGUAUCAGCAGCAAGAGGUUGCUAUGGAGGCUCUUGUGAACUUCUGUAGGCAGAAGAGUUUUAUGGUGGAGAUGUAUGCCAAUCUUGAUUGUGAUAUAACUUGCAGCAACGUCUUUGAAGAGCUGUCUAAUCUUCUAUCGAAGAGCACAUUUCCUGUGAACUGUCCUUUAUCCGCAAUGCACAUUCUUGCUCUGGAUGGUCUAAUUGCUGUUAUUCAGGGAAUGGCUGAAAGGAUAAGUAAUGGAUUAACUGGUUUGGACUUAGGCCCUGUCCAUCUUGAUGAGUACACACCUUUCUGGAUGGUUAAG